Messenger RNA from Hydra vulgaris (swiftwater hydra), 2424 nucleotides. RefSeq names its product transcription factor IIIB 90 kDa subunit. Lineage: Eukaryota; Metazoa; Cnidaria; Hydrozoa; Anthoathecata; Hydridae. Gene Ontology annotation, biological process: transcription by RNA polymerase III; DNA-templated transcription initiation; transcription preinitiation complex assembly. Gene Ontology annotation, molecular function: TBP-class protein binding; RNA polymerase III general transcription initiation factor activity; RNA polymerase III type 3 promoter sequence-specific DNA binding. Gene Ontology annotation, cellular component: transcription preinitiation complex; transcription factor TFIIIB complex; nucleus. The record is from RefSeq and is a predicted model, not a curated record.
UGAUGUCUGGUGUAGUCCGUUUGUUCUUCUCUUAUUAUAAAAGGAAAGUUGUAAAAAUUGUUUAAACGCUAUGGGUAUUUCAUGUAAAAACUGUGGGGGUAUUGAAAUUGACAAUGAUCCAGCACGAGGAGAUUCAGUAUGUGUUAGCUGUGGAUCUGUAGUAGAAAGCUUGUGUAUUGUAAAUGAUAUAGAAUUCCAUGAAAAUAGUGCAGGAAGUUCUUCAGUUAUUGGUCAAUUUGUCUCUUCAGAAGGUCAAAAUCGUGUAGGAUCUUACAGCAAAUUUGGUGUUGGACAAGAUCACAGACAAGUUGCUCUUGAAAAUGGCAAACAAUUAAUUAAUAAUUAUGGAGGACAAAUUAAAAUGAGUCACCAUUGUCUUGAUUCAGCAUAUAUGUUUUUUAAAAUGGCUGCUAGUAAGCGAUUUACAGUUGGGCGCAAAACAAUAUAUGUUGUUGGAGCCUGUUUGUAUUUGGUAUCAAGGACAGAGAAAACUCCACACAUGUUGCUUGAUAUUUGUGAUGCAAUUCAGUGUGAUAUCGUUGUUUUGGGUCGAGUUUUUUUAGCUCUUGCAAGAACUCUUUGUAUCGACUGCCCUAUUGUUGAUCCCAGCCUCUACAUACAUCGAUUUGCUCAUCAACUUGAUUUUGGCGAUAAAGAAAAUGAAGUUUCAAUGGCUGCACUCCGAAUUCUAGCUCGAAUGAAAAAAGAUUGGAUACAUUUAGGCAGGAGACCAUCAGCUUUAUGUGGAGCAGCAUUGAUUAUAGCUGGAAAGCUUUUCAACUUUAAUGUUACAAUGGAUGAUAUUGUAAAGUUGGUCAGAAUGAGCAAGACAACAGUUUUUAAACGACUUAUGGACUUUAGUAAAACAGCUACUGGUAAACUUACAACGGAUGAGUUCAAAAGAGUCGAUCUAGAGGAGGAGGCUGAUCCUCCAUGUUAUACUUAUGGCAAAAAACGAAUACAGUUUGCUCAAGAAAUAGACAAAAAGCAUAAUUUUGUAUCAAGUUACCUUUUAUCACAGGUUGUAAAAACUCAACGUCGGCUAGAAGUUUUAUUAGAAAAACGCCAUAACAUUAACAGUGAAAUUGAAAAAGUGUUGCCUGAGUCAAAAGCAUUCGUAUAUCAAAAGCAACUCCCUUCUUAUUGUUCAUUACACAAGUAUGAGUUAGACGAAAAGGGUGAGUUUAAAGUGCCGCAUUUCGUUAUCCAUGAAGAGCCAGAUGACAUUUUAAAAGAAGAAGUAAAGACAGUUGCAAGCAACACAUUGUUGCUAGAUCAAUGUGUGACUAAAGUAGAAGAUAUGUCAACAAAGUCUGGUGAGUGCAACCUAGUAUCGGCAAAGUCUGAGAAGAACAUAGGAGAUAUAAAUUGCGAUGAAAUUGAUUUGGAAGGUAUUGAUGAUGAAGAAAUAGAGGAAUUGCUAUUGACAGAGGAUGAAAUUAAAAUUAAAACUGAAAUUUGGCUAGAAGAAAAUAAAGAGUAUCUUCAAAAAAUGAAAGAAAAAGAAGAAGAUCUUCGAAUGAAAGAAGAAGAGGAGAACAAACUAGGAAAUAAGAAAAAAAAAAAAGCCAGAAAGAAACCUCGUGAUCGACCAAUCGCUGGUACAGCCGACGAGGCCAUACAAACAAUGUUAGCAGAGAAAAAAAUAUCUUCAAAAAUAAAUUACGAUGUCUUACGGGGACUUAAGUCAGAAACUGUAGACGAAUGUCAUCAGGUCAGUAAACCUGAAACGAUUUCCGUUGGUGACAACUUCGAUAUUAAACCUCAGCUUCUUUCUGCUGUCGCCGACAGUGAGAAAAGACUUUUGUCAAAAGAUAUGCCUAUUGUUUACGAAACUGGUUUGCAAAGAAACAAAACUAGUUUUACUUCAAGUCUUGAAUCAAUACACAGCGCAAGCAAACGGAUAAAGUUGGAAGUGAAAUCCGAUGAAACAGAAAAAAAAGAAAUUCUUGAAGAGUUUGCUGGCGAAGAAGAAGAAGACGACGAGCCAGAAGACCUUGUAACAGCUUCCUCAAUUUUUGCUAAAGAAGUUGACGACUAUGAUCACAAUGCGUAUGACGAAGACGCAGAUGCAUUUUACUGAAAUAUUUAAAGUCGUCACUCGUGGUUUUAUCUUUAAAAUUUCAUUUUAAUGACGUUUUUAAUGUAUAAUAUACGCUCUAUGAUGAAAAAUCGUCAUUUUAAUGACGUUUUUAAUUUAGAGUACAGUAUACCUAAUAAUGACAAUGUGCUAUUUUUAUAAUGUAGAGUAUUAUACAUUCUAUGACGACAAAUAUUCUAUUUUAAUGACGUAGAGCCGAUUCGUCAGGUUCUAUUCCGAUGACGUUUUAAUGAACAACUGAUGACGGAGAUGCCAACUUUAUUUUCGGACAACACGUAACGUACUUUAGUAACGUUUUACUUUUUAAAGAUGUUUUUAUUAAA